GCCCCAUCACUCUCCUCCACGUUCUUACUCUUUCUUCUUUCUAACAAAUUUCCCUUUUUUUCCCUUUCUCUGUUUUUUUUUCUCUUCUCCAGUUCUUACCCCAUGGCUUUGAUUCUUUCGAUUCCCCUUUCUUUCUAUUGAUUUCCCACUUCCCUUCUUCAUUUUGGGUAUCCAAUUCCCUUUAAUUUUCCCUCUCUCUGCUCCUUUUCAAUCCCCUCUCCAAAACCUUCUACUUUUGGUUGGAGGUGGAGGGGCUUUGAAAUUCAAGAUUUAAGUGUUGUUGAGGCGGAAGGAUUCUUGUUGUCUUGAUCUGACUUACAUUUCGAGUAUUUGGGGUGUCGGAGAUCUCUUUGGAUUUGUUUUAUGGAUUUUGAAAGCGAAUGUUCGGCUCUUGAAUCUGUGGAAGACAAUGAAGUGAACCAGGAAGCUAUUCCUUUUGAUGAUGUCAACCGAAUCAGAAUCAAUGGCACCUGUGCUAAUGAUGCUGACCAGUCUUGUGCUGCUGAAAGUGGUUUUAAUGAUAGUGUAUCCAUUUCACCGGCUGCUAAGGGAAAGGAUUUAAGUGGAGAAGCUGUGAAUUCACCUCCUUCCAUAACCAAAUCUCCUCUUGACACUUCUUCUCCUGUAACAAAAGGGUAUGGAUUGAAGAAAUGGAAGCGUAUUCCUAGAGAUUUUGUGAAGGAUAUGAAUUCAAGUGAUGAUACUAGUAAAAUUUUGAAGAGGGCACUCUCUACUUCUGGGAAUCCAAUUAAACCUCAACUUUCUCCAACCGAGAAUAAGCAAAAUAAUGAAGGUUCCGUUGGAUCUGUAACCCCAUUGAGGAAUAUCGGAAAUGUUGAUGGCUUGGUUUUCCAUGGUUCUAGUUCCAAUUCCAGGUUUGCUUUGGGGUCUGCCUUUAACCCCGGCACAGAUUCUGAAAACAGUGAAGAUCGAAGUAGCAAAUCUUCUACAGCAGCCAGUGUUCCAAAGGCGAGGUACGAUCUGAAUACCGUCUUAGGACAUGUGCGGGAAAAGAAUAGGAUAAAGAGCAUCAGUGGGAAAAGUACGGGUGGUUCUGGCCAAAAGGGUCAACAGGGAAAGGGACGUGUCGAAGGCAGUAAAAAGGCAAGGGGAGAAAGAAUCAAAGUUGAGAAGGAGAAUUCUCAGUCUAGCAUUGAAUCUGACUCAAGGAGCUCCUGCUUUGUGUUUAGGCAGGGCACUCUUGCUGCUGCUAGCAAUGGGAACCAAAAUGAAAGGUCUGUUACGGACGAUGGGGACAACAGCGAUGGAGCUUAUGCAGGUGAUCAACAGUUUAGUGAAGAAGCUGAAACUGCAUAUAGGAAAGAGGAUGAGGUAGAAGCUGAAGAUGUUACUCAAGAUAAUUUGGCAGCGGACUUGUCUUGGGAAGUUAAGGAUGAAAAGGAUAGGAAUCACUGGUCACCUUUGAAUAAGGAUCCCAUGGAUGAGUCUAUUCUCAGCCUCCAGUCUGCGCAACAUGCGCUUGAAAAAGAAAUCAAGAAGCUGAGGGAGAUUGGAAAGGACGAGAUAGCAUCUUCCAGCAUAAUCAAUGAUGCUGAACCUUCAAGUUUUGCGCAUGACAACCUAGAAACACAAAAAUCCAGUUCGUCUUUCAAAAUGGGUCCCGGGAAGGCUGCUACAAGUUCCUCUGAAGCCACAGUUCUGUGCUUGACAGGAAAGGUGAAACUUUUGGAGACCAAAUUAGAAGAGACGAUGUCCAUACUCAAAUCAAAGGAAUCCCGAGUUGCUGAACUGGAAUCAUCCAUUAGCACCAGCAAGUCACCCAAGCAGGAAGAAGUAAUGGAAAUAGAGAAGGAAUUUGAGAGGUUUUUUAGGCAAAGACUCGAAGCAGAAAUUGAAUAUUUGGCAAUAGUAAGAGCAAUUGAGAAUCUACAAUGUGGAAUAGUAGUUGAUGGUAAAAAGAUUUUGGCUGAUGAGCAAGUAGAGGUGAUGAACAGACUUAGAGAAGCUGAAAGUAAAGCUACAGCGCUUAAGAAACGAGCAGAGGGAUUGGAAAAAUACUGUGGUGAUGUAUUGGAAACCGAGGAGGUUUUGACGACUCGAGGGGAAGUAUUCAAGGUUAGUUCUUGUGCAUUUCUGCAGUUGAUACUCUUGAUCCUCGUUCUUUGGCUUUUUGUCUUGCAAAUGCCUUCACCUGCUGAACUAGUUGUACCAACAUAAUUAAGCCUAGAAAAAGGAGAUACAUACUUUGUGAAUUGAACAGUGUUUAAACUAAACGGUUUUUUUUUUUUUUUGUUCCCUUUUAUCAUUGUGCGUAGAAAAAAAAAUGGAGGAAAAGGAAAGGGGCAAGUAGGAAUCUCAGUUGUAAGUUGUUUAAUGGGUUUUUUUGUUUUCCUUUUGUUUUCUUCUGCUGUAACUGUUGUAGUCAUGAUUUUUGAUAGACAACUAAUAGAGCUCUAAAAACGUUGCAAGCGCUCGAUGAAUUGGUAUACAGUAUUAACUUCUCGGAAUCGAAUGCAUUCAUUCAUUGAGAUUA
This is a messenger RNA of Cucumis melo (muskmelon), 2494 nucleotides long. RefSeq names its product WPP domain-interacting protein 2. The coding region runs from base 364 to 2178 and encodes 604 amino acids. The record is from RefSeq and is a predicted model, not a curated record. NCBI's taxonomy places the organism in Eukaryota, Viridiplantae, Streptophyta, Magnoliopsida, Cucurbitales, Cucurbitaceae. The transcript is spliced from 3 exons.